Poeciliopsis prolifica (blackstripe livebearer) is the source of this 4683-nucleotide messenger RNA. RefSeq lists its product as uncharacterized. The record is from RefSeq and is a predicted model, not a curated record. The transcript is spliced from 9 exons. Gene Ontology annotation, cellular component: nucleus; aryl hydrocarbon receptor complex. The coding region runs from base 310 to 2355 and encodes 681 amino acids. Gene Ontology annotation, biological process: regulation of transcription by RNA polymerase II. Gene Ontology annotation, molecular function: protein dimerization activity; transcription cis-regulatory region binding; nuclear receptor activity. Lineage: Eukaryota; Metazoa; Chordata; Actinopteri; Cyprinodontiformes; Poeciliidae.
GCUCGACAUGUCAUUCAGAGGAAUCCGCCACCUGAAACGCGAGGAAGUCGAGGCGACUCGAUUGGGUAUAAAGAAUCAGCCAACAUCUGCCUCCGAGCAGAGCGACGCUGAUGAAAACAUCAGCGCGGAGCUCGUGCAGGGACCCCCGGCCGCGUUCGUGUUUCGCCUUCCCGCUGGAUCUAUCGCUUCCCGGAGCCGGUGCGUCUCUCUGGAACAUUUUAAAGUGGAUGUGAUUCAGGAGCCAACUCGAUUCUGGAUUUAAUCCACGGAGAUUCUGGCGCACCUGUUACCUCCACGGAGCGCGAGACCAUGAUCCCACCUGGAGACUGCAUGUACGCGGGCAGGAAGAGGAGGAAGCCCGUCCAGAAACAGAAGCCGUCGUCUGCCAAUGAGAAGAGCAACCCGUCCAAGAGGCACCGGGACAGGCUCAACGCCGAGCUGGACCGCCUGGCCAGCCUGCUGCCGUUCCCUCCGGACGUCAUCUCCAAACUGGACAAGUUGUCCGUGCUGCGCCUCGCCGUCUCCUACCUCCGCGUCAAAAGCUUCUUCCAAGCGAGUCAAGACAAACCCUCCAGGAAGCACGUCACCACCCCAGCAUCCUCUAACCCUGAACCCAGGAAAGAUAGCCUUCCUCUGGGCACCACCAUCAAUGAAAGCAGCCUCCUCCUGGAAUCUCUCACAGGCUUUGCCUUGGUGGUGAGCAGCGAUGGCAUGGUUUUUUAUGCUUCCUCGACCAUUGUGGACUACUUGGGUUUCCAUCAGACUGACGUGAUGCACCAAAACGUCUUCGACUACAUCCACAUAGACGACCGUCAGGAGUUCAGACGCCAGCUCCACUGGGCCAUGUGUCCCCCACAACAUCAGGCGAUGUCUGGGCCAGAUAGCCAGUUAGCAGCGGGAACAAGUGAAGACUUUGUGGUGAGCAGCAUGUUCAACUCUCCGGAAGCGGGGGAAAUCCCCCCAGAGCUCUCCUGCUUUCUCAACAGAUGUUUCAUAGCCAGAGUCCGCUGUCUCUUGGACAGCACGUCUGGAUUUUUGACGAUGCAGUUUCAGGGUCGGUUAAAGUUCCUCCACGGCCAGAAGAAGAAGUCGCCCUCUGGGACGCUGGUUCCUGCCCAGCUGGGUCUGUUCUGCAUCGCCGUGCCCCUCUUACUGCCCUCCAUCACCGAGAUGAAAGUGAAAAAUAUUUUAAUGCGGGGGAAGAACAAAGGUGGAGGGAUUAUCUCUCCGAUGGAGCAUGGUGAACACGGGGAGCACCUAAGGAGGCCUUCCAUCGGUGGAGGAAUGGGUGACAUGACAGACCCUCUUCUCUUCACUUGUCCCCAUCCGGGCACUACACAGCGAAGUCACCACACCCUCUGGUCCCCUCUUUGCAAAGACAACCUCAAGUCCAGCUCCGACGGCUUCUAUGGCCAAGAGGAACCUCUCAACUUCUGUAAGUCCUCCGUGGUGGACCACAAAGUCGCGGCCGCGGGCCUGGGCAGAGGGUGGCCCAUGCGGCAGCGGGUGGGGCCUGUCAGAGCCACCCAGGGAGUCGGCUACAUCCCAUCCAACCGCUUGAACAGGACUGGCCAGUACGGGAAGCCCUACCGCCUGUCGCCGAGCUGCCACGGCAGCAGGGCCGCUGAUGUGUACGUGUCGAAGCUGUACGGGUCGUCGGACGCGGACGCCUACUGCGUAGACCUGGUGAAGAGCGAAAACGACUUUGGGGAGUGCUACGAAGGCCACAUGAUGUCCGAGAUGCCGCCCAUCAAGAUAGAGCACGACUCCGACUCGGAGAACGGAUGCGAGACGUACGGUCAAACCUGGGCCUGCCGCAACCAGGCCACCAUCGACCGUCACUACGGGAACGGGGCGUAUGACCCAAGCACCGGUCUGCAGCUUAAAUCAGAAACGGACUUCUACGACCCGCAGUACUCCCCGUGCCAACGAGGGAAAGCAGGAAUCAGCCCCACAUACAACAACGCCGCCUACCAGGGCUACGCAGUGAACAGCGGCGCUCGUCUGUUGAAGUGCGACAAAGACUUGGUCAGUAACGGCAACGCCAACCAAUUCAGUCCUCAGAGACUCUCUCACUCUGACUCGCUGUGCGGCAACCAGCCGGUCAGCCUCAUGGAGCCAAACGUCUACCCUCAAAAGGCGUACAUGCACCUGGACUACAACAAGCACGGCGCCUACGAGUUCAAAGGUCACGGCUUGAUCCAUUCGAUCAAACGGGAGCCGAUGGACUCCCCGCCCUGGUCUGAGAACGGCCAUGACAUGAACCAGUCCAUGGUGGGCGGCUCGAGGAACGUCAUGCCGUGCGUGAUGAGCACGGGCCACCACAAGUCCAGUCCCUACCUUUACAUGCAGUGAGAGGACGACAGCCGCGCGUGAACGCAUCAGCAGAUAUCUGCCCACACACAACCCCCGUCACACGCACAAUUACACACAGGCACAAACAAAUCAGUACGUAUUAACUUGUUCUCCCCUUCAGCGUUUCACGUACACGUGUGCUAGCAUUACGAAGGAAGGGUUACCGCGGCUACAAUGAUGUCAAACAUUUUUCUCAAGCUUAACGAAAAGGUCUCAGGUUCAAAAAUCAAUGUUUUGACAAUCAACAAUUUGACUUUCAGAAGAUGUUACUUUAAAAAAAAAAAGAAAAAAAGGUACAGAUUUUGGUUUUUUGCACUUUUGGAUUUAGUGAGAGUGAGCAAAAUGUCCAAAAAAAAUAAUUAAGUUUUUGUAUUGUUACACCUGGAUUUUGCAAGGAUCUGUUUUAUUUUUCUAAACUUUGUACACAGGAGAAAACUUACAUGCGCUGACACUUUCAUUUAAAUCGAUGCUUAGUAUGAUGCACUUUGAAGAAGUCAUUUUUUAAAAUAUUAUUUUGAUGUGUCACGUAAUGCAGUCGCUUUCAAGGAAUUUAAAACAAAUUUUAGAUGGGACAAAAAAACAAACAAACUCAAAAGGCUUUUCUUAUGCAAUAGAACGCCAGAUAAGAUAACAUUUGGCUUUUCACUGAGACAAUCUCACCAAUUUGUGCCCUCAUGUUUCUCUUCGUACUCAACAUUUUCCAUCUAUGUGUAUAAAUUAUGGCAUAUCAAUUUAUUUUAGUUUUUUUUUUUUCCAGCAGCAGAUAUGCAUUAAAGGUAUUAAUACCCCGAGCAGAUUUAAAAAUGAUCAACCACAAACUUAAAAAAGAUUCACUGCUAUCUAAUUUUUUUUUUCUGUGCGGUAACAUCUGGAAAAGCUACAUAGAUUUGUCGCUGAGGUGUGAGAAGUCAUGCAUGAAUGCUAAAAAAUGCUAAAACGUCCACUGAGCAUAAAUACCUGCAAGGUGCUAUGUGAUCAUAAAUCAAGAAAAUUCUUACCUACAUGUCAGAAUUUACAUGUAGGUAAAUUUAUGUAAAUGAAUUUACCCAUGGUAAUAAAACAAAAAUGAAAAGAUGUCAUUGUUCAAGAUAAUUCACUCAAAUCAUGUGAAAUCCAAUCACCUUUGCUUGUUUUUAUUGCUUAUUGAUCUCAUUUAAAAUCCGCCAAACGACAAAAGUUUUGUGUGUUGAUGGACCAGAUUUUUGUACUUUUAUUUAUUUUAUUUUAUUUUUUAGAAACCAUUAUAUUCCAACACUUUGGCAUAAAGUUUAUUAAAUAUAGCACUACAGACUACUUUAUUUUGAGAUUAUUUUGCAAACUAUACCAGCAGAGCACAGUCCAUGUGCAGGUAAUCACCAAAACAUGUUCAAGUAGCAGUAAGGCCAAAGAACGUUUCGCAUCUCAUUCAACAAUGCUUGUUGGGUUGGACCCGGCAAGUAGAAGAGCACAGAGCCUCGCCCACGUCUCUGUGGUGUGUUUCCGUCAGCAGGGCGCGGUUGGAUGCGUCGCGCCGCUUUUGCUCCACGCCGCUGAGCUCAUUUUGUAAGAAAUGAAGGGAGUGAAAUCAGUCUCUGUGUGCUUGAAACACAAAUACGAUGCAAGCGCAUCGGUACGUUUUCUGCACCGGUCUGCCCGAAGCAGCCGGUCAGGACAAACGUGACGGAUUUCCAUCGCCUAGUUUAUCCAGCACAUUAAAAGUGCAUCAAGAUGAUUAUAUGUUUUAUUUUCAUUUUACCAGCUCACAUCUCACUGCUGAUUUGACAUAUUGUCAUUGGGAGAAAUGUUAGCUUUCCUUGUCUACUCUGUCUAAAUGCGUCUGGCUUUUGUGUUCACGUCAGUAUUUUUUUAUUAUUAUUAUUAUUAUUUUUGUUGUUGUUAUUGUUGCACAAAGUCAUUCAAGACUAAUCCAAUCUGAGUCUCAGUUCUGUGAAGUUACCGUCGUAGCUUCUGAGUUGCACUACUGGGAAAUAGUUCAGUUGAAGUUCAGCCUACCCAGACACGUGUUUGAGUCGUCACGCACAACCGCACACGGUGUCACUGUUGUGGAUUUGUCCUGUUUCUUUUUGUGUGUGUGUGUGUGUGUGUGUGUGUGUGUGUGUGUGUGGUGUGGGUGGGUGUGUGUGUGUGUGCUUAUGCCUGCUCAUGUCAAUAAAUGUUUCAUGAUUUGUAUUUAUUUGUAAAUGGUAAGUGUAUGAUUAAAAAAAAAAAGUAUAAAUUUGAAGGCUCUCCCUGUUUUACUAACGUAAAGAAACAAAAUGCUUUUUUCUUGAUAUCUUUUUGAUAAUUGUCAAAAAAGAGGCUUAUCUCAUGGAGGAGGUAGCUGCAAGG